UUAAUUUAGUUUUUGUAAAUACAUAUUCUAACAAAAUGGAAAGAAGUUUUCUAAGAAUAAAUUAAAAGAGGUAUCAACGUGAAUAAAUAAAUAUGGAAGGGAAGAGAAUAAUAUGUAGUUGCCAUUUUUCCUCCUAGAAAAUUUAUAUACAGUACUAGUAUAAUUUCAAAGAAACCCGAACAUUUGUUUAUUAAAAAGGAAAAAGAAGAACAAAUAUAUCGGGACGGAGUGGCAUUUUAGUAAAUUCGAUUAAAAUAUUCCUAAAUCGUAUUCCUUAUCGGACCGAUUCGCAACGCCAUCACCUCCUAACAACUCCUUCACUCGUCUGUCGUUCUGUCUUCCGCAAUGUCGGCAACUGCCACCCGCAUCCGCCGCCUCGCCGCCGCAGCAGUAGCAGUUACCGCAUGUGGUGGCGCAAUCCUCUUACCUCCCUCUGUAUCUUCCAAUGACCGCGGCGGUGACCCCGCCGUAGAGUCCGUGAGGCGGAUGAUCAAUGACCAGAACGCCGUCGUUCCGUCGCGAACUGUCCAGGAAUCGGCUCUGAUUGGUGCGAGCUCGGCUAAUACUCUCGAUAUCCUAGUCGUUGGCGGCGGUGCCACUGGCUGCGGCGUUGCUCUGGACGCCGCCACUAGAGGCCUCCGUGUCGGCCUUGUCGAGCGAGAGGAUUUCUCGUCCGGAACGUCUUCGCGGUCCACGAAGCUAAUUCAUGGAGGGGUCCGCUACUUGGAGAAAGCUGUCUUUAACCUUGACUAUGGACAGUUGAAGCUGGUUUUCCAUGCACUUGAGGAGCGUAAACAAGUUAUUGAGAAUGCACCUCAUCUCUGCCAUGCCUUGCCAUGCAUGACACCCUGUUUUGAUUGGUUUGAGGUAGUAUACUACUGGAUGGGCUUGAAAAUGUAUGAUUUGGUCGCAGGACGGCGUCUGUUACAUUUGUCCAGAUAUUAUUCUGCGCAAGAAUCUGUUGAGCUCUUCCCUACUCUUGCAAGGGAGGGUAAAGAUAAAAGCUUGAGGGGUACAGUUGUGUACUAUGAUGGACAGAUGAAUGACUCACGUCUGAAUGUUGGAUUAGCUUGCACUGCUGCACUAGCUGGGGCGGCAGUGCUUAACCAUGCAGAAGUUGUAUCCUUUCUUAAAGAUGAAGGUACCAAGCGGAUAAUUGGUGCUAGAAUUCGUGACAAUCUGUCAGGCCAAGAGUUCGAAACCUAUGCAAAAGUUGUUGUGAAUGCGGCUGGACCAUUUUGUGACUCCUUAAGGAAAAUGGCUAAUAAGGAUGCACAACCUAUGAUAUGUCCUAGCAGUGGUGUACAUAUUGUUCUCCCUGAUUACUAUUCUCCAGAAGGAAUGGGCUUGAUUGUCCCUAAAACUAAGGAUGGACGCAUUGUUUUCAUGCUUCCAUGGUUGGGGAGAACUUUAGCUGGCACUACAGAUUCUAAUACUUCCAUCACUCCACUUCCAGAACCGCAUGAGGAUGAAAUUCAAUUUAUACUUGAUGCCAUCUGUGAUUACCUUAAUGUCAAGGUACGACGCGCAGAUGUUCUUUCUGCCUGGAGUGGUAUUCGUCCGUUGGCAGUGGAUCCUAAAGCAGAGAGCACUGAGAGCAUCUCUAGAGAUCAUGUUGUUUCUGAGGAUUAUCCUGGUUUGGUCACAAUCACUGGUGGAAAGUGGACUACUUAUCGAAGCAUGGCAGAAGAUGCAGUUAAUGCAGCUAUCAAGUCUGGCAAUCUGAGCCCAAGAAAUGAAUGUAUAACAAGCAACCUACAGCUGAUUGGUGGAGAUGGAUGGGAACCUUCUUUUUUUACUGUUCUUGCUCAGCAGUAUGUACGCAUGAAGAAGUCAUAUGGUGGUAAAGUUGUUCCUGGGGUGAUGGACACAGCUACUGCAAAGCAUUUGUCUCAUGCAUAUGGCACCUUAGCAGAACGAGUAGCCAUCAUAGCACAGAAUGAAACUCUGGGUAAGAGGCUUGCUCAUGGGUACCCUUAUCUGGAGGCUGAGGUUGCAUACUGUGCUCGAAACGAAUACUGCGAAUCUGCUGUUGAUUUCAUUGCUAGGAGAUCUCGCCUUGCUUUCCUGGACACUGAUGCAGCGGGCCGUGCGUUGCCACGCGUUAUCCAAAUACUUGCUAAUGAGCACCACUGGGAUAGGACAAGACAGAAGCAAGAAAUGCAGAAGGCUAAAGAAUUUUUGGAAACUUUCAAGUCUUCAAAGAAUGCACAGUUCCAUGAUGGGAAGCACAAUUCGUGAGUAUAGUGAGUAUUAUUAUGGCCAAGGGUAAAAAAUUCACUUGAACCAUAGUUCAAUAAUCAUUUGAAUCUUUAAUAUUUUAUUAUAAUCAGUCAAGCUUUUAUAUUUUAUUUUAAUUCAAUUGAAUCCUUAAAUGGAUGAAAUUUAGUUAUGUGACAAAAUUUAAUUAAUCAAU
This is a messenger RNA of Durio zibethinus, 2416 nucleotides long. RefSeq names its product glycerol-3-phosphate dehydrogenase SDP6, mitochondrial-like. The record is from RefSeq and is a predicted model, not a curated record. Gene Ontology annotation, cellular component: mitochondrion. Lineage: Eukaryota; Viridiplantae; Streptophyta; Magnoliopsida; Malvales; Malvaceae. Gene Ontology annotation, molecular function: glycerol-3-phosphate dehydrogenase (quinone) activity. Gene Ontology annotation, biological process: glycerol-3-phosphate metabolic process.